Molecule: messenger RNA, 610 nt
Organism: Paramecium primaurelia
Lineage: Eukaryota; Ciliophora; Oligohymenophorea; Peniculida; Parameciidae
Source: the annotation of a GenBank genome assembly
AUGUUAGAUUAAAUCGAUGAAUCAAUUGAUAUGACAAUCAAGAUGUAAUCAUUAAAACCAUAAAGUAUAAAUUAUAAUUAUAUAGAUCGCAGUCCAGAAUAGAAAGUAAGUUUACUUAAGUUAAGAAAAAACUCAAAAAGCUUUGUAGAUUGUACUACAGAAAAAUUAAUUACUAUAUAUUGGUAUGAUUAAGAACAUGAUUAAACUUAUGAAUUUACUUAAGGCUUUAGUGAAAUAUUAAGAUUAGGUGAUAUUAGUAAUUGGGCUAUUUUGAAGUUAAGAGAUAUGAAUUUACCAAAGAUUGAUAUUGAAUAAACUAAACUAUAUUUACCUAAAAAGAAAUAAGGUAAACCAAAUGAAGAUUUUCCAUGUAUUAUUUAAGGUUAUUUUAGCAUUUAGAAAUGAACUACAACUAAAAGAUUGUGAUCAAACUAAAUUUUCUCUUAAAGUUACUUUUUUAAUACGAUAAGUAACUCCUCCAUAGAAAAUAGAACCUCGUUCAUCAUAUAGCAAUUCAUUGAAUAAAGUAAAACAUAUUCCAAUCCCUUAAUAAUAAAAAAAAAGUAAAAAUAGAACUAAUUUCUUUUGUUUUUGUAACAAUGGUGAUUGA